Oldenlandia corymbosa var. corymbosa is the source of this 2375-nucleotide messenger RNA. Lineage: Eukaryota; Viridiplantae; Streptophyta; Magnoliopsida; Gentianales; Rubiaceae. The record is from the annotation of a GenBank genome assembly.
CUGGUUUAUCUCUGUUUUGACUUCGAUUUUGAGUUUCUUUUCUGAAAUUGAAGAGAAGGUUGUUUAGGAAAAGGUUUCAACUUCGAUGCAAAAGAGGUUCAGUUUUUGUUUUGUUUUGAGUCUGUUGACUUAAGGUAGCUAUUUGGAUAGAAGGGUCUUCAUGCAGUGACUUGAUCAUGAUGGUUUUCUGGUGCUACAUUGGGCAUUGCUGCCUUGGAAAUGAUGAGGGGUUUGGUUUCCGUAUUGGGUUGUGCAUUAUGGAGUGUUUUUUUAAUCCACAUUUUAGUAUAUAGUUGUAUAUGCUUUAAAUUCUAUAGCCUACUUAAGGUGGAGAUUUCUUUGUAUGUUUGCUUGGGUGUUAACCGUAACAUUUGAUUCUAUGAAUGCAAUCCGUUGUUUCGCUCUUUGCAUUCUUUUUUCGGUAUCAUUUUUUAUGCACUGGAUUAGUUGUUUUAUAGUAUUUUGAACGUGAAUGGGCUUUGUUGCAGUGGAUCGAUAAGGAAGGGAAGACUCCCCUGAUACUGGCUUGCAUGAAUCCAGGCCUUUAUGAUGUUGCGAAAACUUUGAUAGAGUUGGGGGCUAACGUUAAUGCUUAUCGGGCAGGCCGUCAUGCGGGGACUCCUUUACAUCAUGCUGCUAAAAGGGGACUUGAACAGACUGUCAAAUUACUUCUCUCACAUGGAGCAAAUGCCCUUGUGAUGAAUGAUGACUGUCAGACUCCACUUGAUGUUGCUAGAGUAAAAGGAUUCAGCAAUGUUGUUCGUGCUAUAGAGAGCCACAUCUGCUUAUUUUCUGGUUGGUUACGGGAGCUUUAUGGACCAGGCUUUCUUGAAUUGCUUGCACCUCAGUUACUCUCCCGGAAAGUGUGGGUGGCUGUUAUUCCAUGUGGUUCCAGGAAUCUUAGAAAGCCUUUCAAGUUGGAACUUGCUGUAUAUGCCAAUCUGCAGGAUGCCCAACCUCGCACGAUCAUUGCUCUGUGGAAGGCCAAUAUGGCAGACCCAAACUUUAGCCAACCGGAUCCAACCGUCGUCAUUACUGAUUCCUCAUCCAGAACACGAAUCAAACUGGCUGCUGCUAAGGAGAGUGACAAACAACAGUUGCAGUGGUUUUGUAAUGCAUGCAAAGGGAUUCCUCAGGUUGUUCAGCCAGCAUUUUCUUUGAAUCCUGCACCUCAUGGUAUCCCGGCGACUGCUCCGCCAAGUUCAGAGGAUAUGGAAUUAGCCAUGGCAAUAAAUGCCUCUCUUCAGUCUGCUGUCCAAGAAAUACCACAUCAUCUGGAUUUUCACGCUGCUUCUCCAUCAAAUCCAUCCACAAGUCGGAUUAACAAUGAUGGUGUUACUAGUGGACAAGCUUUCCCCAAUAAGGGAAGCAGUAGUGGAGGUAAACACCCAGAAAGCAGUCCUACCGAACUAGCAGCUUCACAGGGGCAGGCCCAGGCUGGCCCGUCUUCUGCCGCAGCAACUGAGAACUCCACUGCUGGUUCCAUUCCAUCAGCACCACCUCUUGAAGAUUCACCUGAGGAUGAUGGCCCGAUUCAAUAUCCAUCCAUAGACAACAGCCCUCUUGAUUUAACUUCGCCUCCGGUGGACACAAAUGCUAAACACGCGGAAAAGAGUGAUGCAAGUGCUUCUUCUUCCUCGUGUGUAAUAUGCUUGGAUGCACCAGUCGAAGGAGCUUGCAUUCCGUGUGGUCAUAUGGCUGGAUGCAUGUCCUGUCUCAAUGAAAUCAAGGCCAAGAACUGGGGAUGCCCUGUUUGCCGUGCCAAUAUAGAUCAAGUGGUAAGGCUCUAUGCUGUUUAGCCAUAAUGUGCAUAUCAAUGUUUGUAAAUUAUAUGUCACGGAAAUGAUUUUGUAAUAUCUACAUGCUCGCUGUGUCCUGCAAUAUUUACUCGGCGUAUCGGAAGCUCGUUGAUUCGUUGAUAUUAUUUAUACACAAGAUGAUAAUAUUUUAAGUAGUGUGAUAAUCAUGUUUAUCCUGUCUAUGAUCAAAAUGAUCAUCAUCUGAAUUGCAGAAUUGAACUUAAAACAUUUGCUUGUCAAAAGGGCCACACCACUUCUGAAGUUGAGUAUCAGUACAUGUAAACUUUUAAGUGCAUUGUCAUUGUCCAUAAAAUUUGAUUUUGAAGCUGAAGAAGAUCUUCAGGAAUAUGUACCACUUUAGUGUGACAAACCACUUGUGUGGAAUUGACAAUGUCGCAGCAGAAUAACUUCAGUUCCAUGAUAAGCGACGUCUCUUGAAUUAGUCUGCAAAAAUGUUAUUCAACUUGCAAAAUCCAUCGCGCGUUCGUAAACAUAUUUUACUCUUUUCGUCCCAAAAAAAAUUACUACAAUUUAUCUCAUAUCGUUUUACUUUUGGCUGUAAUUACCUCGUGGAGG